AUGCGCACAACUCCUCCGUUGGUCACUGUCGUUAAAAUGUUCGUAUAUUUUAUCAUUUUAGGCCACAACAAAGUGUAUUUUUUUACCUGAAUGGGAUAAAUUAUGUUUGGAGAAGAUUAGUUAAAGUUUCGGUGGAUCAAAGAGGUGAAAUUAAUUCGUUAAUCUUCGUUCAUCUCCGGAGGAAACGAAAUAAUGUCGACAAAUAAAACAAAGAAGGUCAAAAUGGCCACAAAAUCGUGUCCAGAGUGCGACCAACAGAUUCCAGUUGCCUGCAAGUCGUGUCCCUGUGGUUUUGUCUUCAUUAGCAGAAAACUUUUAAAUGCUAAACUAAAUGAGUGUCCCUCUCCAGCCAUCGCAGACAAGCUAGACUUUAAGCGAAGGAGAACAGAGCGGAUUCGCAGAGAGAGGACUGGUUCUUCUCUAACCAGUGACAUGGAAAACCGAAGGAGACCCCGGGUCAGUCAGUCUGAUGCUAUCCGAAGAAGCCGGGGCAGACCUAAAACUGUGGGUCCAAAAAAACAAGAAGAAGAAAAAGAUAAACAAGAAAGGGAAGUGGAUAUUUAUGCCAGCCUGUCAGAUGAGAAGGCCUUCGUGUUUUCUGUAGCUUUGGCUGAGAUCAACCGCAAGAUCCUGGGUCAGAGACUGAUCCUGUGAAGUCCUCAGAUCCUGGAUCUUAUGUAGUUAUCUUCAGACCAAAGGAUUUGAAGGGACKCUCCCAGAGGACGUUAAAAUAGCCAAAGAGUCCUGAAGGGGGCGGGGCUGACCUUUGACCUGACUGUGCUUCACAUGGACACUGGAUGAGAUUUAAAACAAACAUUCUAAUAAAGAUUUAUAAAGGACUUGGUUCUGGACAGAGAACCUGGAUGGUUUGACUCAGGUCUGGUCCUGUCUGAAUCAUCAGUGGUUUCUUUCUGGGGUUAUUUUUGUAGCACAAUCAGCUCUGAUGGAAMCUUUUAUCAUUUCACAUGAUUUUAAACGUUUCUCACAGCUUGUAGUUUCAUGUUAGGUUUGGUGGAUCAUCAGUGGACCAAACUGAGCUCCCCAUGGACCUGCUGUGGCCCCUGGGCCAGCUGUUGAAUAGUCCUGGUAUAAUGUAAGUACAUGUAUUAUAUGGAUAUUGCAUAUAUAAUGUAUGUACUGCUCACAUUAACUGUUCAAAUAAAACAUUUUUGACAAAAAAUAAAUUAUUAAAGGGCCAA
This is a messenger RNA of Austrofundulus limnaeus, 1199 nucleotides long. RefSeq names its product chromosome unknown C16orf87 homolog (gene hdip1). The coding region runs from base 193 to 654 and encodes 153 amino acids. NCBI's taxonomy places the organism in Eukaryota, Metazoa, Chordata, Actinopteri, Cyprinodontiformes, Rivulidae. The transcript has 4 exons. The record is from RefSeq and is a predicted model, not a curated record.